AAUUGGAGAAUUCAACGAUUUUUAAAACCAUUUAAUUCAAAAACUGGAGAUUAUAAAAUGUCUGAACAACAAAAUCUUGAAACUAGUCAAGUAAUCGAGAAACCUAACCAUCUAGAAAGAACCAGUCAUCUCGAAAGACAAAAGUCAAAAAUUCCAGCUGAAAUAGUUUCAAUCGUCUCUCAAACUCCUACAAUAAAAUCAUUUCUUCUUCGUCCUCCACCUUCAUAUAUUCCUGAAUUCACAUUUCUUCCGGGUCAAUGGUUAGACGUAUUCAUUCCUAAUGUUUCAAUAGUUGGUGGAUUCUCAUUAACUUCUACACCAUACCAGUACAAUCUUACAAAUACGUUUGAAUUAUCAAUUAAAUAUUCAACCCAUCCGCCUGCAAAAUGGUUUCAUGAAAGUGCUAAAAUUGGAGACAGUGUUGAAGUUAGAGUUGGAGGAGAAUUCGUUUGGGAUGAAAAGAAGGAGCAGGAAGAUGGGACUGAGAGUGUUAUGUUUAUUGCAGGAGGAGUAGGUAUUAAUCCCUUAAUAAGUAUGUUCACAUCAAUUUUAGAAGUGGAAAAUAAUACCAAUGUUGAUAACAUGAAAAAUCAAAUGAAGAAAGUGGGUGUAAGGAAAAUUCGAUUAUUAUAUAGUGCUAAAUCCUUUAGCGAAUUAUUAUUUUAUAAUCGAAUUGAAAAAUUACGUAAAGAAUGGCCGCAAGUUUUGGAAUGUAAAUAUUUUUUAACAGGUGAAAAUGUACCACCAUCUCAAUCACCUUUUGCAAGUGAUGGAAGUGAGGUUUAUUAUGGACAAAGAAUAAGUCAAAAAAUUCUCGGUGAUAUUAUUAUGAAAGAACGUGAAAAUUUAGAAAAAUUUAAGUGUUUUAUUUGUGGCCCACCAAUUAUGCGAGAUGAUUUAAUUUGUUGGCUGAAAAGCGCAGGCUUAGUUGAAAAGAGGAUUCUUUUGGAGAAAUGGUGA
Molecule: messenger RNA, 960 nt
Organism: Racocetra fulgida
Lineage: Eukaryota; Fungi; Glomeromycota; Glomeromycetes; Diversisporales; Gigasporaceae
Source: the annotation of a GenBank genome assembly